AAAGAGAGAGGCCAAGGCUGAGAGUUCCAGACCAGAGAGAGAACUGGAACUCUAGAUUUCAUUCAUUCCCAUAUUCCAUAUGGUGGCGAUAACAUGGACCUCGAAUCUGUCUCUCCUGCUCCAAGGUCUGUCUGUGGCCUUGGUGGCCUCCUUGACCUCCGCAGCCGUUGAGUUCAAGCACCACAACAACACGGAGCUGGCCGAGGUCCUCCAGAGGAUCCACAACCGAUGUCCGGACAUCACCCGACUCUACACAUUGAGCGAGACCAGCGUCAACGGGAUCCCGUUGUACGUGCUCGAGAUCACGGACAACCCUGGCAAACAUGAACUCAUGGAACCGGAGAUGAAGUUUAUCGCCAAUAUGCACGGUAAUGAGGUUUUGGGUCGGGAGUUGCUCCUUCACUUGGCGGAUUAUCUCUGUGAGGAGUAUAUUGGUGGAAACCAAGAGAUCCGCAAAUUGGUCGACUCAACCAGGAUCCAUGUUCUUCCCAGUAUGAAUCCAGAUGGCUGGAAGAUCGCUACUGACAGUGGACCAGGAAAGGACUUCUUGAUUGGACGAUCUAACGCCAACAACGUGGAUUUGAAUCGAGACUUCCCGGACUUGGACAAGAUUAUUUAUUCCCCAGGGAAUGAGUUCAACAACCAUCUCAUGGAUCUUGUCGAUCAUCUAGACCAUAGGGUCCAACCCGAGACUGAGUCAGUGAUGAAGCUUAUCAUGGAACAUCCCUUUGUGGUGUCUGCCAAUUUGCAUGGAGGAGAUUUGGUGGCCAAUUACCCCUUCGACGAGAGCCGCAAUGUCAUGAACCCCACAGAAUACUCUGUUAGUCCGGAUGACGAGACUUUCAGGUUCAUCGCUCAAACGUACUCCACCAAUCAUCCGAGAAUGGCUGACCCUCAAGCUAAGGGAUGUGACCGACCUGAGAGUAGCUUUGGCAAGCAAGGUGGAAUCACCAAUGGAGCUGCAUGGUAUUCUGUAGCCGGAGGAAUGCAAGACUUCAAUUACCUCUCUUCAAACGAUUUUGAGAUCACCCUGGAACUUGGUUGCGACAAGUACCCACCUGCCUCACAAAUCAAAUUCGAAUGGGACGACAACAAACAAUCCCUCCUGGAAUUCAUCUGGUUGUCCCAUGCCGGUCUCAAGGGAUUAGUAAUUGACGGACAAACAGGACACGGGAUCCCCAAUGCCAAUAUCCACGUGAGGAACAUUACACGUGUGGGUAAAUAUGAGCGUCGAAGCACAGACAUUGACCACGACAUUCGAUCAGUCCACAAUGGCGACUAUUGGAGGCUGUUGACCCCCGGAGAGUAUGAAAUCACCGUAGAAGCCCCGGGAUACGCCCCACAGAGCAAGCUGGUUGAGGUCGACCGUCACGUUCACGAAGAGGCUCCCAUUCUCAACUUUGAGCUGUUUCCACUCCCAGCUACGCCAGACUACUUACCUUACGACGUCAGCCCUCUGAUGGAUGAAUCCGACAUGGCCAACAUGAAUUACAACUACAUGGAGGAAGCCCCAAGGAUGGACUAUUUCUAGGUUCAGUCACACUCAUGUUGCACAACAAUCAUCAGCAUAUCAACCCAAGAUGAACAAAAAACACCUUCAAAUCUACAAACACAAGGCAACCAAAAUAACAUCUUGAACGUUUCAAACCCGACAUGCCAUCUCCCAAGAAGAGUAAUUAACCCCCCUCCUCCCCCAAUAUUUUUUCAAAUUGCCUCUGCCUCCUCCCAUCCCUAGUUCUACGUAGAUUCCUCCCCAUUAAAACGAUUCAUAUUUUUAUGAGCAUCAACUAAUUGGUAAAUAAAUAGGGCUUUUUGUAACAAAAAGAA
This is a messenger RNA of Tigriopus californicus, 1827 nucleotides long. RefSeq names its product carboxypeptidase E-like. Gene Ontology annotation, molecular function: zinc ion binding; metallocarboxypeptidase activity. Gene Ontology annotation, biological process: proteolysis. Lineage: Eukaryota; Metazoa; Arthropoda; Copepoda; Harpacticoida; Harpacticidae. The transcript has 9 exons. The record is from RefSeq and is a predicted model, not a curated record. Bases 80 to 1531 code for a protein of 483 amino acids.